Molecule: messenger RNA, 2994 nt
Organism: Ficedula albicollis (Collared flycatcher)
Lineage: Eukaryota; Metazoa; Chordata; Aves; Passeriformes; Muscicapidae
Gene: UNC5B
Product: unc-5 netrin receptor B
Exons: 15
Coding region: 1-2547 (848 amino acids)
Biological process (GO): netrin-activated signaling pathway; anterior/posterior axon guidance
Cellular component (GO): membrane
Molecular function (GO): protein binding; netrin receptor activity
Source: RefSeq, a predicted model, not a curated record
AUGGUCAGCAUUCCCAGCAUGAGCCCUGCCAGCAUUUUGCUUCGGAGCAUGCUUGUGCAUUCCUCAGGGCUAUGGGGAUGGGGACGUGGGGCUUCUCCUGACGCUCUUGGUGUCCUGGCAGGGCUGGAGUACAGUGAUGUGCUGCCCGACUCCUUCCCAUCGGCACCGGCCGAGACGCUGCCGCACUUUCUGCUGGAGCCGCAGGACGCCUACAUCGUCAAGAACAAGCCCGUGGAGCUGGUGUGCCGCGCCAACCCUGCCACGCAGAUCUACUUCAAGUGUAACGGAGAGUGGGUCAACCAGAAUGACCACGUCACCAAGGAGAGCCUGGACGAGGUCACGGGGCUGCUGGUGCGGGAGGUGCAGAUCGAGGUGUCCCGGCAGCAGGUGGAGGAGCUCUUUGGCCUGGAGGAUUACUGGUGCCAGUGCGUGGCCUGGAGCUCGGCGGGCACCACCAAGAGCCGCCGCGCCUACGUCCGCAUUGCCUACCUGCGGAAGAACUUUGAUCAGGAGCCACUGGGCAAGGAGGUCCCGCUGGAGCACGAGGUGCUGCUGCAGUGCCGCCCGCCCGAGGGGGUCCCACAGGCUGAGGUGAGCAUGGACGGCGCGUGGACGGAGUGGAGCAAGUGGUCAGCGUGCAGCACCGAGUGCACCCACUGGCGCAGCCGCGAGUGCGCCGCGCCCGCGCCCCGCAACGGCGGCAAGGACUGCAGCGGCGUGCUGCUGGACUCCAAAAACUGCACCGACGGCCUCUGCCUGCACAAUAAAAGAAUUCUAAACGAGCCCAAAAGCCACCUGCUGGAGGCCACGGGCGACGUGGCCCUGUACGCCGGGCUGGUGGUGGCCAUCUUCGUCUUCAUCGUGAUCCUCAUGGCCGUGGGGGUGGUGGUGUACCGCAGGAGGCGCCGGGAUUUCGACACGGACAUCACCGACUCCUCGGCCGCUCUGACCGGCGGGUUCCACCCCGUCAACUUCAAGACGUCCCGGCAUGACACCCCCCAGCUGCUGCACCCGUCGAUGCAGCCGGACCUGACGGCCAGCGCCGGCGUGUACCGCGGCCCCAUGUACGCCCUGCAGGACUCCUCCGACAAGAUCCCCAUGACCAACUCCCCGCUGCUGGACCCCCUGCCCAGCCUCAAGAUCAAGGUCUACAACUCCUCCACCGCCUCCUCCUCCUCGCCGGGGCUGCACGACGGCACCGACCUGCUGGGGGGGGUCCCUGCUGCCGGUACAUUCCCGGGGGACACCGGCAGGGACGGCCACUUUGCCAGCGUGAGGAGCAAAGGUCUGGGCUCCCAGCACCUCCUCAGCCUGCCCCGGGAGCACGGCUACAGCGCCAGCGGCACUUUUGGCUACCUGGGGGGAAGGCUCACCGUGCCAGGCACAGGGGUCAGCCUGCUGGUGCCCCACGGGGCCAUCCCCCAGGGCAAGUUCUACGAGAUGUACCUGGUGCUCAACAAGGCUGAGACCGCGCUGCUGCCCUCGGAGGGCACGCAGACCGUGCUGAGCCCGGCGGUGAGCUGCGGGCCCACGGGGCUGCUGCUGUGCCGCCCCGUCGUGCUGACCAUUCCCCACUGCGCCGACGUCGCCUCCUCGGACUGGAUCUACCAGCUGAAAACACAGUCCCACCAGGGAAACUGGGAGGAAGUGGUGACCCUGGACGAGGAGACCCUCAACACUCCCUGCUACUGCCAGCUGGAAGCCAAGUCCUGCCACGUCCUGCUGGACCAGCUUGGCACCUACGUCUUCGUGGGGGAGUCCUACUCCAGGUCAGCCAUCAAGAGGCUCCAGCUGGCCAUCUUUGCCCCCAGUGUCUGCACCUCCCUGGAGUACAGCCUCAAGGUCUACUGCUUGGAGGACACGCCAGACGCUCUGAAGGAGGUGCUGGAGCUGGAGAGGACACUGGGAGGGUACCUGCUGGAGGAGCCCAAGCCCCUGCCCUUCAAGGACAGCUACCACAACCUGCGCCUCUCCAUCCACGACAUCCCCCACGCGCUGUGGAGGAGCAAACUGCUGGCCAAGUACCAGGAAAUCCCCUUCUACCACAUCUGGAGCGGCAGCCAGCGGGCUCUGCACUGCACCUUCACGCUGGAGAGGUACAGCCAGGCCUCCACCGAGCUCACCUGCAAGAUCUGCGUCCGGCAGGUGGAAGGGGAAGGGCAGAUCUUCCAGCUCCACGUCACGCUGGGAGAGCACGGCAGCUCCUCCGACACCCUCCGCUCCCACCACAGCGGUGCCACCACCACCAGCACCACCCAGGUGGGACCCUACGCCUUCAAAAUCCCCCUCUCCAUCCGGCAGAAGAUCUGCAACAGCCUGGAUGCUCCCAACUCCAGGGGCAACGACUGGAGACUUCUGGCCCAGAAGCUUUCCAUGGACCGGUAUCUGAACUACUUUGCCACCAAAGCCAGCCCCACCGGGGUGCUCCUGGACUUGUGGGAAGCCGAGCACCAGGACGACGGCGACCUCAACACCCUGGCCAGUGCCUUAGAGGAGAUGGGCAAGAGCGAGAUGCUGGUGGCCAUGGCCACCGAGGGGGACUGCUGAUGGUGCUCCCCACGCCUGGGGGGCCAGGAGCACGAAGCAGGGGGUGAGGAAAGGUCCUCCCUCCGUGGCAGGGGGAGGCGCAUCCGUCCUGAGCGGGGAGAGGCUGGUGCUUCUCCCGCAUCACUGUCAGCCUUAGAGACCCGUCCUCAGCGUUUACAAGCAAUCCAAGUGUUACACAGCAUCCUCCUCCUCGUGGCACGGGGAGGAGUUAGGGCUUUCUCGAGUUGGGAUGGGGGCUUUCCUUUUUUCCUUCUUCUUUUUGGGUUCCCUCCCUCCUCCUUUAAUAGAGACGAAUGCAAUCCAGGCUUAACUUCUGUCAAAGGCUUCAGGCGAGUAGGAAAGAAAAAAAAAGGAAAAAAAAAAAACAACCAGUUUCUUAGGAAACGCAAAUAAUUUAUUAUCCAGAUCUUUGGAUGUGUCCUUUUUAAAAAAGAAAGAAAAAAAAAA